AUGCCUCACCCGGUUUCGCCGCCGCUUGUGGUGUCGAAAGAAGCCCCUCCCCCGCCAUCACAGGAGGAUGUCGCGGCCUUCAUCAACACCAUCUUCAACGCCCAGACGUCCGCUGCGUCCAUCGAUGCCUGCUAUGCCCUUUGCGAUCUGCUCCUCAACUCGGUCGGAUCUGCCGGCCUGACCACAUAUGGGAUCCUCGCCGAGGUCAAGAAGGCGGCUGCUGAUAAGAAGAGCGGGCUCCGACGAGAGAGCAGCCAGAACCUGCUGGGUGCCAUCUUCGAGCGGUUCCCUCCGCGAGAGGCCCUGAGCGAGGUUGUGCUGCUGGUACAGGAUGCCAGCACCGUGGCCUGUGCCCUGGAUGCUCUGGCUGAUAAGGGCUCCGUUGUCCGUGAGGCUGCCCAAUAUGGCCUUGAUGCGCUGUUCGCCAACCUCAGUGCCGAGGCCCUGGUUGUUGGUCUGCUGCCCGUCUUGACCCAGUAUCUCGGCAAGAAGACGGGCAAAUGGCAGGGCACCGUGGGAGCCUACCUGCUGCUGCAGAAGAUGGCCGACAAAUCGCAGAUGGUUGUCGGCAGCACCAAGGAGGAGGCUGCUGAUAAGGAUGUGCUUCGCGAGGCCAUGGGAGCCAAGCUCGCCGGCCUGAUCCCCAUCGUUGAGGGUGGCAUGCACGACCUGAAGACCGAGGUGGAGAAGCAGGCUGUCAAGACGAUGAACUCUCUCACCAGUCUCCUAUCCAAUGACGAUGUUGCCCCUCGGAUUCCCCUGCUUGUCGACACUAUGCAGCAUCCCUCUCCCCAGACUCUCCAGAAAGCCAUCCACGCCUUGUCACAGACUACAUUUGUGGCUGUUGUCACGUCUCCUGUGCUGGCGCUGCUGACUCCUUUCCUCGAGAGAUCUCUCAACACCCCCACUACCUCUCAGGAAGUUCUCAGACAGACAGUCGUCAUCGUCGAGAACUUGACCAAGCUCGUCCACGAUCCUAUCGAGGCCAGAACCUUCCUUCCCAAGCUGAUGCCUGGUGUCAAGGGCGUCUGCGACCGUGCAUCUCUCCCCGAGGUUCGAGAGAUUGCCGAAAGAGCCCUCGCAACUAUGGAGAAGGCUAUGGGCAACGACAAGGACAUUAUUGCCCGAACCACCAUCGACGACGUUGCCAAGGUCCUUGAUGCAGAGGUUCAGAAGCACAAUGCACUGGUGCUACAGGCCGAGACUUACAAGCUUGCCAAAGCUUACAUCUCCGAGAUGGUUGCCACUGAUGUCAACUACCGUCAUAUUGCCCGAAUCUCUGCCAGGAUUGCGCCUUACCUCAAGACCCUGCUGCAGAGCCCCGACGCCCCCCAGCAGGUGGCGGAUGCCGUCCAGCAAUUCUACUUGGAAGAGGACCAGCGCCGAUAUGGUGUCCCUGAGAAGGAGGACGACGGCGAGGUCGAGAUUGUCAACGCCGACUUCUCUCUGGCUUACGGUGGUAUGCUGCUGCUUUCUCACACCAACCUGCGACUUCUCAAGGGCCACAGAUAUGGUCUCUGUGGUCGCAACGGUGCUGGCAAGUCUACUCUCAUGAAGAGUAUCGCCGGUGGCAAGCUGGAGGGUUUCCCUCCCCAGGACGUCUUGCGUACUUACUACGUUGAGCACAACCAGGGCGAAGACGCUGAGAUUAGCAUCCUUGAGUUUGUCUCCAAGGACCCUGAGAUUGGCCCCCAGGGAACUGCUCACAUCUCCAAGGUUUUGGAAGAAUUCGGAUUCACUUCUGGACCUGAGGGUCGUCAAUCUCAGCAGGUCGGAUCUCUCUCUGGUGGUUGGAAGAUGAAGCUUGCCCUGGCCCGAGCCAUGCUGAAGGGUGCUGACGUCCUCUUGUUGGACGAACCUACUAACCAUCUGGAUGUUGCCAACAUUGCUUGGCUUGAGAACUACCUCAAGUCACACCCCGAUAUCACCAGUUUGAUCGUGUCUCACGACUCUGGCUUCUUGGACAACGUCACCACCGACAUUUACCACUAUGAGCCCAACAAGAAGCUUGCAUGCUACAAGGGUAACCUUGCAGCAUUCGUCCAGCUCCGCCCCGAGGCUAAGAGCUACUAUACUCUAUCGGCAUCCAACGUUCAGUUCAAGUUCCCUCCUCCUGGUAUUCUCACUGGUAUCAAGUCUCAGACCCGUGCCAUCAUCCGCAUGACAAACGUCUCUUAUACCUACCCCAAGGCUCCCAAGCCAUCGCUGCAAGACGUUUCUUGCUCCCUCUCCCUCUCCUCGCGAGUGGCCAUUAUUGGACCCAACGGUGCUGGCAAGUCUACCUUGAUCAAGCUGCUCACCGGUGAGACCAUUCCCACCACUGGCAAGGUUGAGAAGCACCCCAACCUUCGUAUCGGUUACAUUAAGCAGCACGCCCUGGAGCACGUUGAGAUGCACUUGGAGAAGACUCCCAACCAGUACCUGCAGUGGCGAUACCAGCAUGGUGACGAUCGUGAGGUCCACAUGAAGCAGACUCGUGCUUUGUCUGACCAGGAUCGUGAACAGAUGGACAAGUUCAUCGACCUCAAGGACGGCAAGCCUGCCAAGCAAAUCGAGUCGCUUGUUGGUCGUCAAAAGUACAAGAAGACGUUCCAAUAUGAAGUUAAAUGGCGUGCCACUCUUCCCAAGUACAACACCAUGAUUUCGCGCGAGACUCUGCUUGAGCUGGGCUUUGAUAAGCUCGUUCAGGAGUUUGACGAUCACGAGGCGUCUCGUGAGGGUCUUGGAUACCGUGAACUCCAGCCAUCUGUCAUCUCCAAGCACUUUGAAGAUCUCGGCUUGGAUCCCGAUAUCGCCAACCACAACGAAAUUGGCUCGCUCUCUGGUGGUCAGAAGGUCAAGGUCGUUAUUGCUGGUGCCAUGUGGAACAACCCCCACUUGUUGGUCCUUGACGAGCCUACUAACUUCUUGGACCGAGACUCUCUUGGAGGUUUGGCUGUGGCUAUCCGAGAGUUCAAGGGAGGUGUUAUUCUCAUUUCCCACAACGAAGAGUUUGUUGGUGCGCUCUGCUCUGAGCAGUGGCUUGUCAACGACGGACGGGUUGCCCAGCGCGGUAACGCUGCUGUUGACCUUGGUCGCUUUGAGGACAGCCGCCCUGGAAGCGGUGUUACGAGCACUGCGGCCAGCUCGGUUGUUAGCAGCGCUGUCAACUCUGGCGUCGAGGAUAACGGCGAGCUCAAGUUCAAGGCUCGCAAGAAGAAGAAGAUGACCAAGAAGGAGCUCAAGGACCGAGAAGUUCGUCGCCGUCUGCGACACAUUGAGUGGCUCAACAGCCCCAAGGGAACUCCUCACCCUCCUGACACUGACGAUGAGGAGUAAAAUGUCAGGGCUCUUCUUUGUGAAGCCUCUCGAAUGGGGAAAAAGUUUUGCUUUAUUUUACUUGAUGAAGAUUAUUAUUAUUUAGAGAAGGAGGCAGAUGCCAGUAUUUUUUUGGGGCUUGGGUAUUGAGUUUGGGCAUGAAUCUGUGUGUUUAUAGCGUCUGGUAGAGCUUGCGCGCUGGGGAAAAAAAGAAUUGGAUAGAUGGUUGAGAUGAUGGGAGGGGGGGCAUGUGCAUGACUUUGAGAUGAAGAGGCAUAGAGGCGUUUUACGGAUACAUAGAUGGAUUCUUUUUCAUUUUUCAUCUUUUCUUUGGGAAUUUCACUUUAUGAAUCGUAUAGACUGUUGUGAAGCUAUCAAUGGAACAUCAUUUCC
Trichoderma virens Gv29-8 is the source of this 3690-nucleotide messenger RNA. RefSeq lists its product as uncharacterized. Gene Ontology annotation, molecular function: ATP hydrolysis activity; ATP binding. The record is from RefSeq and is a predicted model, not a curated record. Lineage: Eukaryota; Fungi; Ascomycota; Sordariomycetes; Hypocreales; Hypocreaceae. Bases 1 to 3318 code for a protein of 1105 amino acids. The transcript has 2 exons.